Fusarium coffeatum is the source of this 1482-nucleotide messenger RNA. RefSeq lists its product as uncharacterized. The record is from RefSeq and is a predicted model, not a curated record. The transcript has a single exon. Gene Ontology annotation, molecular function: protein binding. The coding region runs from base 1 to 1482 and encodes 493 amino acids. NCBI's taxonomy places the organism in Eukaryota, Fungi, Ascomycota, Sordariomycetes, Hypocreales, Nectriaceae.
AUGCCUUCAUAUAGCAGUGAAGAGUUUUACGCAGACUGGCGCCAUUCUGUGAAAGAAGACUUCGUUACCUCGUCCGAUCAGCCUUACCCGUAUGCCGACAACGGCCAUCGCCAAUGGAGCAAUGAGCUUCACAAAUUCACCUUUGAUGAAAUGGCACAUCGUGGUACCGUAAGUAAUGGUGGGAAGCAUCUAGCCUUGGCAGUCAAGAACGACAUUCAUGUUGUUGACACCGAAACAUGGGGCACCAUUGCUGUUCUCAAGGGACAUACUUCAGAGGUCCAUGCCGUCGCCUUCAGACCUGACGAUAGCAACGUGCUUGUUUCAUCUGAAGCGGAUUACAACCGCAGCAACAUCAUGACGUACCCCUUGAUUAUCUUCUGGAAUAUCGAAGAAGAGCGAGCAAAGCAUCCCAACGAUGAUGACUCGUAUGCAGAUGCUGCUCAAGCUGCUGCAUCAACUGCAGCCAAGAAAUUGACAAACCAUGGGGUCGACCUGACAGAUGAAGAGUUAAGAAGCCUUGAGGAAGACCUUCAACCAGUUAUCGAUCGCGCGGCUGCGAGACACAUAGCAAAACGACAUGUUACUAUCGACGGUCGACUGCAAGCCAGCUUCCAGGCUCAGAUCUUCAGCCCUUCAGGGAAAUGGAUGAUCUAUCUGCCUGGAAGAGCACCUGGAUCAAACAGAGACGACCCAUGGGAUAUGCAGAUUAUCUCCACCGACACUCUUGAGAAGAAGUUUCUUCUCCAAGGCCACACCGACUCAAUCAUGUGGACAGGGUGGAGCCCAGACGAGAGUCUUUUUGCUUCCAUCUCAUGGGACACUACUAUUCGUAUCUGGGAUGCCCACACCGGGGACCAGAAACAUUGUUUUACGACUGAAACUCAGAAUUGGACAGGCGGCUUCAGUUCUGACAUGAAUUACUUUGCGGCAACGAAUGGGCAAGGCCACGUGAGAAUCUUUUCACUGCCCUCAGGCGAACUGCAUUGGAUGUAUGAAGGUCAAAAAGGUAAUGGUUGGAGACGAAGCGUCGACUGGCACCCAAACAACCAAUGGCUUGUCGUUGGUGGAGAAAGACUUGGGGAGAUUUUUAUCCUGGAUGUGAUAGAGAAAAGGCGGACACAGAAGAGAGUCUUGUCCACAGACGAUUGCACAAGGGACGAGGUGUAUCGCGACAUGAUGAAGAGGAUGUUGGUUGCCCAGAAAGUGCAGUUCUUUGACGGCGGCAACAAGUUGGCAGUCUGUACGCAGGGUGAUAGUAGUAUCGAGGUGUAUGAUAUCAAACAAGAGGUGAAAUGGAGAUUUCCCAGAGGCGGGACAGACGAUGGACCGGAGGCGGAGAAAUGGAGGGGUGAGAAUGGGAAAGUCACGAGCAAAGGAGGGCGCGGCAUGGUCGCAUGGGAGGAUCGCUCCAAGGAUGUGUUGAGAAUGGCUAGUCUUGACUUUGAUGGUGUCCGUAUCUGGGAAGUGCCACUGACUGUGUAA